Molecule: messenger RNA, 2062 nt
Organism: Malaya genurostris
Lineage: Eukaryota; Metazoa; Arthropoda; Insecta; Diptera; Culicidae
Product: putative sodium/calcium exchanger 7
Exons: 7
Coding region: 296-2062 (588 amino acids)
Biological process (GO): intracellular calcium ion homeostasis; monoatomic cation transport; transmembrane transport
Cellular component (GO): membrane
Molecular function (GO): calcium:sodium antiporter activity
Source: RefSeq, a predicted model, not a curated record
CUGAAUAAAAACACAUUUGAACUGUCAAUUUCACAGUACAGCAGAUGCGUGUAAUAUAUGUAGUUAACGGUUUCAUGGCACUCGGCAGUUUCCGUAACGAAAGCACAUCUCUCCUGCGGUUGUACCUGAUGGACAUAGCCGCAAGGUUGCGUUUUUGUCGAAAUUAGAAAAUUUUUGUGAGCCUCAAAAUGGGGCCUGUAAGAAGAGUUUUCGUUUUGCACCAUUUUUAUGACUGCUGUCAAAAUACUGGUAAAACAUCAAAGCAGGCUUGGGUGGUAGGAAUUAGUUCAGGAACAUGUCAACCGUUUUUGCGAACGUUACAAGCACCGAAGUUAUCAACCGAUUCUUAAGACACACUAGCUACGUUUCCGGAGACGUUCCGGAUGACUGUAAUCAAAUCCAUAAUUUAGCACCGGCUGAUAAAUGUGACUUUGUCAAACGUACCGCAUCAUGCCGGGAAGAUGUCAACUAUUUCGACUACACGUACUUCCUGUUCUGCACCAUCGGGAGCGAAAAUACGGUUCUGUUCACGUUAGGUACUCUUCUACUCGUGGGUGGUUUGCUGAUUUGUUUCACUGUGCUCGGAACAACCGCUGAUCAGUUCUUCUGUCCGGUGCUGGCUGUAAUUUCGAAAACUCUCAGAAUCAGUGAGAGCGUGGCCGGUGUCACAAUUCUGGCUUUUGGCAAUGGAUCACCGGAUCUGUUCACGGCGGUUAGCAACCCGCUCAGUGAUACGGAGAUGAUGUUUGGCGAACUGUUGGGAGCGGCAACGUUUGUGAUCGGUGUAGUGGCCGCCACUAUCCUACUGAUAAGACCGUUUCAGACCGAUCCUGCCGGAAUCGUGCGGGAUGUGUUGUUCUUCCUGUUUGCUGUCGGUUGGAUUACGAUCUGUGCCUACGAUGAGAGAUUUUUUCUUGCGGAUGCUAUCGUUGUCGUUACUGUUUACGGGGCGUACCUGACAGUUGUGCUAGUGGACUUUUUCCUGCGGAAAAGGAAACUACAUGCGGUCGAAUCAAGGCUUUCGUUGAGUGGGCAACUACCGGAAGCCGAUUCGUACUACAAUCAACUGCGAGGUGAAACGGAAGUCAUCAUUCGACCACGGAAUCCAUCGAUGGGAUCGGAAGUGGACAUAUCCAGAAACCGAGUGAGCAUUUUCAUCAGGCAAGCAAGCCCACCGCAAAACUAUCAUCUGUUUCGAGACUUCUGCGAUCAUCUGAAUCCAAUCGAAAUGGAAGAGUGGGAAACAUCGGGAUGGUGUGGAAAAAUAAUUGCCGUUCUGAAAAUACCAAUACGUUUGCUGCUCACCCUAAUUAUUCCCAUAAUGGAUUACACCAUAGAACGACACGGAUGGACAAAACUGUUGAAUAUGGUCCAUUGUUUUACUCUUCCAUUGACGUUCCUGGCCAUUAGCGGCUGGAUUUCUGAGAAAAUGCUUCAAGUACCUGCCUGGGCCUGGUUGAUCAUAUUCGCUUCAAUUUUGAUGAUCGCAAUAUUUUUUACCUCACGAACGGAUAGACCUCCGGCAUAUCAUCUCGUAUAUGCGCUUCUAGCGUUUGCAGGAUCGAUUAUGAUAAUCUACAUCAUUGCACAGGAAGUCGUUAGCCUACUCGUCACGAUGGGUUUGGUGCUCAACCUGUCCAGAUCGAUGCUUGGAUUGUCGGUUCUAGCAUGGGGGAACAGCAUUGGCGAUAUGUUCUCGAAUAUAACAUUGGCAAAACAAGGCUACGGAAAAAUGGCAUUUGCAGCGUGCCUAGGAGGACCACUGUUUAAUCUUUGUCUCGGCCUUGGAAUCUCCAUGAUUGUGAAGGCCCUCGACAGAGCUGAUCACGUGGCUUUCUCUCGAGAAGGUGCCAUGGGUCAAAACAUCGAAGCGUUUCUGGUUCAAUUACUGGGAACAAUUCUGCUGGCUCUGCUCUUCACAGACUUCCAAGGUCGUCGCAGCGUGGGAUUUAUAAUGAUUUCCAUUUAUAUUGUAUUCUUUCUGUUCUGUCUUUUGGGAGAGUUUGAAAUCAUUCAUCCUUACGGUACUGAUCACAACGAUGAAGGAGAGUUUGAAAAUUGA